Aspergillus melleus is the source of this 1435-nucleotide messenger RNA. RefSeq lists its product as uncharacterized. The coding region runs from base 439 to 1383 and encodes 314 amino acids. The record is from RefSeq and is a predicted model, not a curated record. NCBI's taxonomy places the organism in Eukaryota, Fungi, Ascomycota, Eurotiomycetes, Eurotiales, Aspergillaceae. The transcript has 4 exons. Gene Ontology annotation, cellular component: RAVE complex.
AUCGCCGGGUCGUCCAUGUCCAGAGCAGCGCCGGGAGAUCUCGACGUCAUCGUUAUUGCAACCCCGCUAGCUGUCCUCGGCUAGACCGAACUCUAUGUUCCUACUAGCCCCGACCGGGUUAGCGCAGCACGGGGUCCAUGACGUUGUCGCAGAAUCCCAUCGCUGCUCUAUUUGACGUUGCACCAUCCACGAGCCUUGAUUUCGUCCGCUCCUGACUCCAUUAGGCUGACACUUUCUGGUCCGACUGGGUCGCGGUGGAUCAUCGUAGGAGUUAAUGCGACCGUCUUUUUCUUUGGCGGUUUGCGGUGAACUGCAUCACUAGGGCCCAGAGCUCCUUAUCCAACGUUGCGAAGGCCUAAGGGACACUAGGCACAUCCGACUGCCCGAAACUCAGGGCUAAAGAAGCCGACUGCUCUGUUCUUUGGCCCGAUCUGCAAGAUGGCUACCUGGGCAUACCCUCCCCUGCCUCCGGAGCGAUUGGAGCAGGAAGCCGACAGCGCAUUGGCGAAAGAGCUGGAAUGGCUACUGCGCAAUUUGCAAGACUCGCUAGCAUCCUUGAGGGAAGGUCUCCAUGAAUGUGAAGCGCUUUUGGCUCCCAAGGAGCCUGGUAGCACAUUGGUCCUAUCGUCUCUGCGAUCCGAGAAUGUAAAAGGGUUCGUCACAAGAGUUGGUACCAAAAUUGUGAAAGGCGAUAUCCAGCUACGCCUUAGCUCCCUUGCAUCGGUGCGUGGCUCGCCCACAACUCGAUUGUGCCUGUCAACCGGCCCAGAUGCUCCAGAGCUCAUGUUAAACCAACUGGCCUCGGUGAGAAACUUGGUCAGUCAGAGCCUCGAUGUUGUGGACGUUAGCACAUGGACCGGGGACCCGCUCAAUGCGAGUUUUAUAUUCGGUCAAUUACACCUUUUGCAUGAGACCAUCUCCGAGGCUCGGCAAAUGCUGAAGGGCGAGAGUGAUAAAGUCAGAGGCAAAUGGUGGGAAACUAGUGCAGCUGAGGAGAUGUUCGAUCCUCCCCUUCCCUCAUCACUUUCAUUCCACCUCUCGAUUGCAGAUUCAGCUCUCGUGCUGUAUCUGAGGACCCUCGAGCCCAUUACCCCCAAUCACACUCCAACUGCCUUUGCGACUGAUAUCUCGUUGACCGGGUUCAAUUUGCGGGAUCGGAUCUUCGGUACUCGCCAUCGCCCGCAUGACGAGGCUGGUGAUGUUUUUACCUGGAAAGGCGAAGAGGUCAAAGUGAAGGAGAAGGUGCGAGUGGAGAGCCAGGACCCCAGCCUGAUGGCCGUCAUGGCUAAACUGACUGCCUUACAACAUGAGGUGAUGAAGUGGAUCUCAGCCUUGAAGGUUCUGAUGGGCAGUGAGGAUUCAGAGAGUGAUACCCAGUCUUAGAUAAUUGUGCAUAGAAUCAGUUUACUUGUAAAUGGAUACUAAUCGAUUUGUG